Molecule: messenger RNA, 4975 nt
Organism: Verruconis gallopava
Lineage: Eukaryota; Fungi; Ascomycota; Dothideomycetes; Venturiales; Sympoventuriaceae
Exons: 2
Coding region: 387-4529 (1380 amino acids)
Biological process (GO): autophagy of mitochondrion; autophagy of peroxisome; autophagosome assembly
Cellular component (GO): phagophore assembly site membrane; extrinsic component of membrane; Atg1/ULK1 kinase complex
Molecular function (GO): protein kinase binding; molecular adaptor activity
Source: RefSeq, a predicted model, not a curated record
CAGAGGACAGACUGGACAGAGUGCUUUUGCACGCUUGAACGCGUUCACCUCCGCCCGUCUGAGCACAAGCUUGGACCCUGGAAUCCGAUCAGCCACACACGCACGUCCUGGGCUGGAACUCGCUUCCUCAUCCAGCGAGCUCCGCUGCUAAGUUCAGUCAGCGAUUCGCUGUGUCCUUCGCCAAACAACGCCCGCCUCUCCAGUCCGUAAAUGAGCUCUCCCGUCCAUCUGCAGCUUGGUGCUAACGUCCUGCUGCACAUCGCUUGACGACCUUGCGCCUUGACUCACGACCCUGCCUCUCCCAGCUUGAUCAUCACCCGUUAGGCAGGGUGCAAAGAUAGCGUUGGUGGAAGCUGUUGCCAUUGCCGUUGCCGACCAGAGCGAAGAUGGCGUUCACGGUGCACGUCGUGCCAACAGGCGACAGCAUACAGCUUUCGACCGGCCAGCCUCCAACGACGCUGGAUGCUUUGUAUGCGUGGGCUGCGAGCGAGACAGGAAUAAGGGAAACAGAUCAGAUUAUCCUCACGAAAAAGGGAAAGCAUGUGCAACAGCAGGCUCUCCUCACCGAGGAUGAAUUCUUCCUCUACGACCGCGGACUGUUCACCUCAGGUCCUGCCGGGCGUAAGCCAAUUCCUUUGGAUCCAGUGCCCGAAUCGUGGGUGCCAGAAGACUUUCCCACCGAUCUCCAAGCUCCAGAUAGCUUAAAAGCGUGGCAAACACUUUUCAGGCAGCGACGGCAGUGGGCAUCCAAUAUUCUUCAGGAGUGCAAAUCUCUUUGCGAAGAGGCCCAAUCGUAUCUGGCCAAACGACGCGCAAUUGAGAAUGGUCUACGAGUGGCAACUUCGAAGCAUGAGACCUACCUCCAAAGGUUGGGACAACAGCACAGGGAGGUCAAGGCCUGGUUUGAAGAGGUGCGCAAAGACGCGGGGGCGAAUAUUCAGCUUUUAGAAGAGGACCUCGAGAAAAUGAGCAACGUGCCCGUAAAAACUGCGUUUGGCAAGUUUUUUGGGCGAGCCAAUCUUUCGAGUGGCAGGAAAAACUCAGGGACAGAGGACACAACGAACUUGGCAGCCUUCAUUGAUAGGGCCUCCACGGAGAAGGCUGCUGAUGAGGCAAGAUCAGCGCUAGAUAAGUGUGACAGUGUCCUGCAAGAACUAGGAGCAAGGCUAGAGUCCAUCACGGCUGAGUACGACGGUCUCAUUCGAGACUUGGGCAACAGUCAAACGCGAUCUCUUCGAGAUGACCCGGAUGAGCCGCGAAAGCAGCUUCAAGAGGUACAAGCCAUUGCCAACAAGGUCGCCUCGGACUAUGAGCAUGUGAUGGGCUUGAAGAAUGACCAAAGUGCGCUGCGAGCGGCCUCCAAAAUGGCUCUGCUACACACGAAGAACUUUCUCCCGAAUCUAAGAGAUUGUGCGGUGGAGAUGAAUGAGCUGCUGAGAUAUCUCGUCGAACAAAAGAACAAUCUUACGCAGCGUGCGCUGGACCACCUUCAAACGAUCGCACGCGUCGAGACCUCGAUACCGACACUGCGAAAAGCCUUCGACAGUUUCGAGAUCUCAGAAAGCGGACUCGCAGCUUUGGACCGUGUGGCCGCUGCGAGCCAGCUUCCUAUCACGUACGGCUCGCUGCUUUUGGAGGGGGCUAGACGCAAGGAGUGGGCCGACAAGAUGAAGCACGACUCCGCCGUUCUCGCUGAGGAAAUCGCAGGCUAUCAAGAGGAGGAGCAGCGGCGACGUCGUAAGUGGAUGCGCGGGGUCGCGAACAUGAUCUCGGACGCGUCGGUCGAAGGCAAAGUGCUUAGUGUCGAAGUGAAUCUCCAGGGUGAAGAUCGCACGUGGCCCCCUGUAACGCGUGCAGAUGUCGAGGAGUAUAUUCGGAACCUGCAAGCUAUCCCUGGCUUUGAAGCCGUGGUUGAGAGUCUGACUCAGACGUUGAAGUCGAUGGACCAGCCUACGCGGCAGCAAGUCAAGCGAGCGAAGGCUUUCAAAAUGGGCAGCGUUCAUGAAGCCGGAUUUGGGAAGGGCUCGCUCAUGCUACGGGGCGACGACGAGGCCAAGGUGCUCAGGGAAGCGAACCUCAAGCUUGAAGAGGAGGUGAAAGGGUACAAGAGCCGCAUAAGGAAGCUUGAGGACCUAUUGCACCGGCAGUCGAUGUUCAACAGACUCUCAAUCGGCAACGCAUCGCAGAGCACUCCUUUCGGUGAGCAUGCGAUGACACCAGUGGAUGGGGAACGUGCAGCUCCUCUUUCUCCGCGUCAAGGAGACUUGUCGCGCAGGUCGAGCACUUCGUCAAGGCGUGUGUCGUUCAAUAACCAGAAUCAGGACGAGAAAACGCUGGCACGACGGAUUGUGCAGCUCGAAGCAGACCUGGUCGCUGCGAGAGAAGCACGUGCACGACAAGAGAAGGCUCAUCAAAACGCUCUCGAAGAGGCAAAUUCUACCAAGAAGGAUCUCCUUGAGAACAUGGAGGCCCAGCAGCGUGAAUUUGCAACUGAGCGCCGAUCAUUGGAGGAAGAGCUUACCAGACUCAAGCUGCGUGUCGAGGAACUAGACGAUGAGUUUGACAGAUUGACAAGUAGCCGUGAGAAUGACCGGACAAGUGCAGAGGCUCGAUUCCAGGUUCUCAUAGCCGAACGAGAUGAAGCACGAAGAGAUGCGGCUGAAAAGGUCAAACAGGCUGAGCGGCGGUCGAGGAGUCUGGAACGGAAUCUCCGUGAACGAUCAGAGCGCGAUGCGGAAAGAAUGGACCUGCUCAAAGGUCUCUACAGCGUUCUCGACACCGAAAACCCAGCCCCCGAGGAUCCCGCUGCGCUGUGUGCCGCUCUGGAGGAGUUGGUGCAGCGUAGUCAGGAUCAGGCACGUGAAGUAGCGCAAGCCGUUGCCCUGGCUCGUUCUGAGAACGGAAAUUUACAAGCUAUGCUAGACGUGCAAAAGGCAGAAACCACUCGUUUAGAAGAGAAGCUUGAAGAGAAAGAACACGAGAUAAAGAAGCUAAGAGAUGAGCUUCACGCCGAGCGGAGCAAAGCUGCCUCUGUCAGUGCAGAACUGGAGAGUGAGAGGGGCCACUUGAAGGAUCUACGAGAGAAAUUUGCGGAGGGCGAGACGGGCUCGGAGUCACUUAGGCAGAGGUUGGAGGAAGAACAGGGCAAGGUGAGCGACUUGUCGACCAAAUUGGCCGAGACGAGGUCCCAUAUCAAUAGCUUGGAUGUCGAGCUUCUAUCUCUGCAGUCCAAGUACAGAAAACUCCAAGACCUGUACGAGGCAGCCGAGAAGCGUCUGCAAGAGCGGUCGCAGCGUGCGAAAGCUGUGUCUCAACGCCUGUAUUCGCACAAUGACAGACUCAUGCGCCUCUUGCAAGCGCUUGGCUUUGUUGUGACUUUCGAAGACAACAAGAUGAAACUUGAACGUGCCUCAAAAGCUGGGGGCAGCACUAUGAUGGCAGACGGAUCGACCACCAUUCAGCGCACAGUUUCAGGUUCUACUACAACACGCUGGAUUGAAGAUUUAGCUGACGUCAGCCUUCUGCUCUGGCCGGAGAAAGAUGUUGCGGAAGAAGAAGAGGCAAAGUUCGCGGAGUACAUGGAGCGCAUCGGUCGCUUCAACCUAGACACAUUCAGCGAGGCAAUCACGAAGCGUAUGCGCGACAUGGAGCACACAGCGCGAAAAUGGCAACGAGAGGCUCGUAACUAUCGCGACAAGGCGCACAAAUACCAAUCUGAAGCACACGACAAGAUCGCGUUCCGGAGCUUUAAGGAGGGCGAUCUUGCACUCUUUCUUCCAACGAGAAAUCAAGCGAUGAAGCCGUGGGCUGCUUUCAACAUCGGCGCACCGCAUUAUUUCCUACGUGAACAAGAAGGGCAUAGGCUUGUCAACAGAGACUGGCUUGUUGCGCGCAUCUCUAAGGUCGAGGAGCGGAUUGUUGAUCUUUCCAAGACGCUGAAUUCCCCAGGCGCGGUUGAUACUCGGUCGCUAACUGAGGCCAGCGACGCCGGAACACCGUACGAAGACGACAACCCAUUUGAUCUCAGCGACGGAUUGCGAUGGUACCUCCUAGAUGCACAAGAAGAGAAAAUUGGUGCUCCAAGCACGCCUGGUUUAGGUAAAGCUGUUGUCUCAACAUCAACUGUGUCGGCAACACGUGAUGCUACUACGACAAAGACCACUUCCACUGCUGCUGCAAUACGUAUCAAACGCAAACCAACGGAUGCUGUCGAAGAAGCGAGCAAAGCGCUGAGUCGAAGUCUCGACAGUCGACGCAGCAGUCACAGUAGUAAGAAGAGCGUUCCCGUUUCUACACCCGGACUAGGCAUCAGCACAAAGAACACUAGCAGCAAUGAUGCAUUGAGCCCUGACGCGGCAGCUGGCGCGACACCUCCAGACGCGCAACACCGUAACGGGCCAGGACCAAGUCAUCUCAGAACUACAAGCGACGUGGCGUCAAUGCUCAAGUCCGACGAGGACGAAGCCGCAACGCGUGAUACCGCCGCGUUGCAGGAAGAGGUGCGGAAAGAUCUCUUAUUCGGCCCUUAAGUGUCCAAAUGACUGCUGACCUGUGGAGGCAGCAUCCCCACCCACCUUCCUCUGUCCUCUUGACAAAGUCUAAGCCUGUGAGCUCGCCCCUCAAAGCAGGCUCGUCGCUUGACGCGCUUAGGAGAAACACGCCGCAAGGCUCGAAUUUGGCCUCCCCUGCCGCCAGUCCUGCAAAGCCGAAACCGAGCCCUGCGAAGGCGGGAGUGUGGGACUCGCUGUUCCAAUAUGAGAUCAGCCUUCAGGGCGGAGGGAAGAGGAAAGGCUAGCAUUUUCUUUACUUUGUUGGCUUGCAUCUGAAGCGUACUCGCUUGUAUUUGUAAUUCCUUUGGCGUCCCAAAUGUAAGAAGAUACCCCUCGGUUUCAAAGUAUUGGAAUAGGAUAUGCGGAGAAAAUGGGACGGAAGAUAGUCAAGAAAACGAUAGAAACAAAACUAUCUUUCGAAGAAA